CACUGUCACUUGUCAAGGAAGCCUAUCUUGCACACUUCCCUUCCCACACACAUUCGACCAUACGCAAAGCUCACUGGCCCCGCCGAGGAAAGAUAUCACCAGAGCCGCUCGAAGCCCCAGCGCACUCGGCGAUCUGCUGAGAGCCUCACCCGGUCUCCGCCACCAGGUCGUGCCUUUUCCACCUUCUCCAUCAUCUCGACUAGCCUGCAGUCGACGUAUUUAUAUCCCUUAUGUACUGGCCUUUGUCCUUCUCUCCUCCCUUCUCGAUGUCGCCUUGAACGUGCUGGUUGUAUGCUCCAUGCUCCAGUGUCAAGACACACACCUGUAGGUUUAUGGUAUGGAGGUUCUGGAUGUUUAUGACGAUUUUGAAUUGUUCGUGCAUAAUGUCCUCCAUCUAGUAGGCAUAUGCAUCCUGUACUACGACUAUGUCGUCACCUUCACCGAUGAGAUCUCCUACAUCUGGUCAAAACCCAUGUCGCACUCAUCGUGGCUGUUCAUGUUAAAUCGAUACUUCUCGAUUCUCAGUGACGUUGCCGUCAACUGGGGGAACUUUGCGGACUUCAAGUCUGUCAAAGCAUGCAAAGGCUACGCUUUCUUUCGCCAAUUGAUGCUGGUGGUCGCUCAGGUUAUCGUCUGUUUCAUUUGCUUUCUCCGAACGUAUGCGCUCUACGGGCGAAGUAAACGAAUUAUGGCCUUGAUCCUUUCAGUCGCUUUGGUCCUGUUCAUUUUGGCAUGCUGGUCUCUUGUCGGCCAACGAUCGGAGUAUAGUAUUACACACGGGUGUCAUCAAGCGUUAAGCAAGAACAGUGCUAUUCACCUGGCGGUCGCCUGGGAGGCGUUGUUUGCUUACGACUGUAUGAUCUUCGUCCUCACCAUCUACAAGACGUAUCAAGAGAGAACCCGAAGUAACGUUGCAGUACUCAACAGCUUGAUGGAACUCAUUUGGCGAGAUGGUGCUAUCUACUUCGCUGUCAUGGCUUCCGUGAAUGCUGCGAAUACUUUGACGUUCUACGUGUUUCCUCUCGCCCUCGCUCAAGGGUAUAUUAUCCACAUUCGCUAGCAGCGUCUCAGUGACCAUGAUGUCCCGCAUCAUGCUCAACCUCCACGAAACCGCCUCUAUCAUCAAACCCAAACCAACACCCGGGUCCACAUCGACGUCAGACCCGUCGAACAGCACAUUGCUUUUCACUUCCCGGAUCGCCAUGCCUUCUACGGUACUGGGUCAGAGCAUUACUGACCACCACACGAUAUCGGAACACACUCGCGACGUCAGCGAUUAUACCAAUCAUGUGUACCAAGGAUUUGGGAUUGAGGAGGAGGGCUUGAGCCCUGACUCGGAGGGAAUCGAGUUGGAAAAUAUGAGCACGCCGACUGCGCUCAUUCCACAUCGAGACUCAGAUAGAUGGUAGCCGAUGGGGUCUAGGUUGUGUCUGGGUUUCUCGCUAUGCUGGGUUCAUGGCCUUUUGUAUCGUCUUUGCAUCGUCAUGAAGGAACCCUUUUGCGUGUUUUACUUUAGAAGGUUUUGCUUGUAUCAGUAACUGUAGCCAUGUACUUAUCUUUUGCAUCUGUAACGAUCACUACGAUACCAUUUCAAUAUUAUACCACCUCAUUCUCGUAUUCGUUUUCAUCCAGACUUGACUCGCAAGCGACUCGGCAAAAAGUGUUUUAAUGCUUCAUCAUAUCCCAGGGAUUUGAGCGUCCGUCUUCACAGUUCAACGAGUGUAUUGAGUAAGGAGAGUAACGCAGUACGAUGUAUAGAGUGAAAAUCAAAGUCUUUUGGGGCU
This is a messenger RNA of Somion occarium, 1784 nucleotides long. The record is from the annotation of a GenBank genome assembly. Lineage: Eukaryota; Fungi; Basidiomycota; Agaricomycetes; Polyporales; Cerrenaceae.